UUAAACAAAAUGGCUGAGUUGCUUUGAAUGUUAUUGACUUUUGGAAAGGAAAGUUUAUUUUAUGUACGUAUUGUAAAACACUUCAUUUAAAAUGGUAUUUGAAUUACGUCCUUGUGAAAUUACAAAGAAGAACUGAUUUCAUAGAUACAAUUUUCUGUGUUUUCCACACUCAAACAAUGUCUAAGAAGGAUCCAAAUGAUCGGAACGAGAGAAAGUUGGACUCUGGUGAUUACGAGAACCUUAUAUCUCAACACAGUAUUUUCGAAUCAUCGAAGCCUAGGCAUCAAGAACUUCCAAGUUUUCCAGGUUUUUCUAACGCUGAAACUCAAACAAAACCUAGUGACUUAAAAACUCAGGGGCUCCAAAGUAGCCUUGGAGCAUGGCACUACAACCCCUGGUGGAUGCUCGCGAGCACCUCGCGAAGUGUCCCAUCUCAAGAUGAUUACUCUGACAGUGACCAAGCUAAAGUUAAACAAGAGCCUAGCAGGGCAGGUACUCCUGACCGCGAUCCAUUACAGAAUGACGUAGAACAGUUUCAAUCUACAUCUACUCCUCCAGUAGGCCUAGACUCUUUUUGUGACGAUUGCUCAGAUCCAUUCUGUGAUUCUAGUGUGGCUGUGUGUCGUAAACUGUUUCACUGCCCACAUUGCAGAAAGAGCUAUCCUACUAUUCUUGAAUUCAACACACAUUUAACUGGAGUGCACCCAGCCCAAAAGCCGUUCAGAUGCCAAAUCUGUUUGGAACCAUUCUAUAAAAAAUCGCAUCUGCGAAGACAUUUAGACUCGCACCAUACACGUAAAGAUGUAAACAAAUGUUCAGUGUGCUCAAAAUAUAUAAAAGAUAAAAGUAACUUACGUAAACAUAUGCAAGUCCACACAGGACGAGUCCCACAGAAACAGUUUAAAUGUGACUUGUGCAACAACAAGCGCUACAUGUCUCUCGAUAGACUCAAUAAUCACAAAGUUGUAUGCACAGGAGAGAAAGUACUAAAAUACUGCGACAUGUGCACUAAAGUGUUUGACAAUUCAAGAUCCUUGAAUAGCCACAAGAAGGUGCAUGCAAGGGAACUAAAAUGUGAAGUCUGUGGUGAACAACUUCGUUCUUUAGAGCUGUUCAACAAUCACAAGAUGGUUUGUUUAGGAGGCCCACAAGAGGCUGGUAGUAGUGGUUCAGCGAACACUUCUGCAGCUCAUAUGAACCGUUGCUGCACACAGCCAGGCCUGUGUGAACAUGACAAACCAGCCUAUUUGAACAUACCUAGCUAUGCUGCUGGUCGUGUUCUCGAUGCUACUAUGCCAUCUCGAAAAUCUGAAAUGAACUGAUGAUAACAUUUAUGUCAAAACUUUACUCAUAGUAAACUCAAAUUAUUCUGAUUUCAUUUUUUACAUAUUACCAGACGGUUAAAUCAAUGACAGUAAUAAUUUACACAUUUGAGAAUUUCACAAGACUGAUGCAAAUAUCCCGCCUCACAACUUGCUUUAUUAUUACCAUUUAACAUUAGGAUGUAGCUAGUAAGUAAAUGCAGGUAGAGUAAGUUGAUUACUAUUUGAGCAUAUUUAAACAAUUGUAGCUUAAACUGCAGGAAUUAAUGUCUUUCUACAUUUGUCCCUAGUGAGGGCAAAAACAGCCAAUGCAGCUAGCAUUUCCUUAAAUCUCACAUUAACUUCUGCAGGUUAUAAAUAAAAAUGCAUCACAUCUGUUAUAUUGUGUAAUAUUGUUUACUAAAAUAUGCUCAAAUGGUUUCCCACCUUUUAUUUUGUAACAUAAUAAUUAAUAUAGUAGAAAAAUAAGUUUCCACAAAUCAGCUUUAUUUAAUAGCAAACCAGACCACUUGAUUAUUGUACUUUUAAAAAUGACAGAUAACAUUAUUUAUUAUUUGAAUGAAUUUAACAAUGCAUUGACUGAUUUAGAAUAAUAACUAUUAGCAUGCAGUAUUACAUAUAAACUUUUUUUUUAUUUUUCUAUUUUGUAAAAUCGUAAGAGCUAUAUUUUUACUAUAAUUUUUAGGGGUAUAAGUUUAAUAGCAAGUUAGUGAAGACUAACAUGAGCAAAUUCUAUUUUUCCAGUGCUCUAUUGUACAUUUUGCUCCAAAGACAUUUAAAAUGUAGUUUCAUAUGCAUAUUGUUAGGAGUGUAAUCUGAAAAUUUUCUAAAGACAACUAUAAUGAUACUUUUGUUUUUAAUGUUAGAUCUAGGCAAACUGUAAAGUGCAAUGACAUUGGCUAAGCCGUAAGCAUGUUGUAGUGGAAAGAUUUUGUUGGGUAUCAAAGCAAAGCAAAAUAUUUAUUCUUGAGGUGUUAUACACUAAAACUAUUGCUUAUAUCUAUAGGGUUAUAAUUUAGAGACUUAUUACACCUAAUAUACCUAUUAUAUUAUAAAAAAGAAUGAAAAAACUUAAUUGUAACUUUAUGUUGAUAUUGAU
This is a messenger RNA of Maniola jurtina (meadow brown), 2421 nucleotides long. Its product is annotated as zinc finger protein 98-like. Gene Ontology annotation, molecular function: DNA-binding transcription factor activity, RNA polymerase II-specific; RNA polymerase II transcription regulatory region sequence-specific DNA binding. The transcript is spliced from 2 exons. Gene Ontology annotation, cellular component: nucleus. The coding region runs from base 177 to 1322 and encodes 381 amino acids. Gene Ontology annotation, biological process: regulation of transcription by RNA polymerase II. The record is from RefSeq and is a predicted model, not a curated record. Lineage: Eukaryota; Metazoa; Arthropoda; Insecta; Lepidoptera; Nymphalidae.